Molecule: messenger RNA, 1221 nt
Organism: Telopea speciosissima
Lineage: Eukaryota; Viridiplantae; Streptophyta; Magnoliopsida; Proteales; Proteaceae
Product: fructose-bisphosphate aldolase 1, cytoplasmic-like
Exons: 2
Coding region: 83-1159 (358 amino acids)
Biological process (GO): glycolytic process; fructose 1,6-bisphosphate metabolic process
Cellular component (GO): cytosol
Molecular function (GO): fructose-bisphosphate aldolase activity
Source: RefSeq, a predicted model, not a curated record
CACUAAUUCCUAUUCUCCUCUUUCUCUCUGCCAUCUUUUAUUGCAGGAAAAGAAAUUUUCUAUUAGCUUACACAUCUCAAACAUGUCUUGCUACAAGGGAAAGUACCAUGAUGAUCUCAUUGCCAAUGCUGCCUACAUUGGCACACCUGGAAAAGGUAUCCUCGCUGCUGAUGAAUCCACUGGGACAAUUGGCAAGCGUCUAGUUAGCAUCAACGUUGAGAAUGUUGAGGCUAACAGGCAGGCACUUCGUGAACUUCUCUUCUGCUGUCCUGGUGCUCUACAAUAUCUCAGUGGUGUAAUCCUCUUUGAGGAGACCCUCUACCAGAAAACCGCUGAUGGUAAGCCUUUCGUCGAAGUCUUGAAGGAAGGUGGAGUUCUUCCUGGCAUUAAGGUUGACAAGGGUACAGUUGAGCUUUAUGGCACCAAUGGUGAGACCACCACACAGGGACUUGAUGGACUUGCUCAGCGCUGCCAGCAGUACUAUGAAGCCGGUGCCCGGUUUGCCAAAUGGCGUGCUGUGCUCAAGAUUGGUCUUACUGAACCGUCUCAACUAGCCAUCAAUGAGAAUGCCAAUGGUUUGGCACGCUAUGCUAUUAUCUGCCAAGAGAAUGGCCUGGUUCCAAUUGUUGAGCCAGAGAUCCUCGUCGACGGUGCUCAUGACAUUGACAAGUGUGCGGAUGUAACUGAACGUGUACUUGCAGCGGUCUACAAGGCACUGAAUGACCACCAUGUCCUGCUAGAGGGGACUCUGUUGAAGCCCAACAUGGUGACCCCUGGAUCAGAGGCCAAGAAGGUAGCUUCAGAGGUGGUGGCAGAGUACACAGUGCGGGCCUUGCAGCGAACUGUGCCUCCUGCAGUCCCUGCUGUAGUGUUCUUGUCUGGUGGACAGAGUGAGGAAGAGGCAACUUUGAACCUCAACGCCAUGAAUAAGCUUCCGGGUAAGAAACCAUGGACUCUAUCAUUCUCCUUUGGACGUGCUCUGCAGCAGAGUACACUGAAGACAUGGCAAGGAAAAAAGGAGAAAGUCGACAAAGCACGGGCUGCCUUCCUGAAGAGGUGCAAGGCAAACUCAGAAGCUACCCUUGGUGUCUACAAGGGUGAUGCUGGUGAUGGAGAAGGUGUCUCUGAGAGUCUCCAUGUCAAGGACUACAAGUACUGAUGAAGUUUUGGGUCGUCUUGCUAUUUUUAUGAUAUUAUAAAAUAGGAAAGAGGAAAUGGGGA